Pseudopipra pipra is the source of this 2517-nucleotide messenger RNA. RefSeq names its product glomulin, FKBP associated protein (gene GLMN). The record is from RefSeq and is a predicted model, not a curated record. NCBI's taxonomy places the organism in Eukaryota, Metazoa, Chordata, Aves, Passeriformes, Pipridae. Gene Ontology annotation, cellular component: cytoplasm. Gene Ontology annotation, molecular function: ubiquitin-protein transferase inhibitor activity. The transcript has 20 exons. The coding region runs from base 303 to 2123 and encodes 606 amino acids.
CCAUCAUCGCCAUCGCCGCCGCCCCGCCCGCCGACCUCUCACCCGGGGCGGAGCCGGGCUGGGAGAGGCGACGGCGCGGAGCUCGGAGGUCCGGCCGGUUCGGGCUGAGACUCUGCCCACUUGCCGCUGAAACCUCCGAAAAGAUUUAGUUAGAAACCGGAUUAAGUAUUAAGGCCGGAGACCAUCUGCGAGCUGGGCCGGUAAAUCCCUGCAGCAGCACGGUGGGUGCUCGGAGCACGGUCCAAGGCUCAUCUGUUUUAAAUUCAUGUGAUAUAAUACUUCACUCUUUAUAAUAGUUUUUGAUGCCAGAAGAACACAGUCAAACUACAAUGGCAGUUGACGAACUUCAAGCCAUAAUACAAAGAUGCCAAAUUCUGGAAGAAGCUGAUUUCAAAGGAGAAGAUUUUAAUCUGUUCCUGGUGGCAGGUCAGAAAUGUUUAGAAGAUGGCUAUGCAGCUCAGCUAUUAGAAGUCAUUCAAAAUGAGAAAAAUAAGGUUAUCAUCAAGAAUAUGGGUUGGAAUCUCAUCUCUCCUCUUGUUAGAUGUAUUUUCACGUAUAAAGAAGAAGAUGAUAAGCGAGAACACUGCCUGAGGAUACUAGAUCAGUUGGCACAGCUGUGCAAUCCAAAGGAACUGUUUUUGGGUUUACUUGAGCAAAUCGAGCAGACCUCUGGAGAUCAAGUGUGUCAAACUGUCAUGUUAUUGCUUCAGCCUUUGCAGACAGUGCUUUUGAAACUUCAGAACAAGAAGGCCUACUCAGUGGGUUUGUCGUUGGCCAUGAUCAUGAAUCAGCUUACUCCCUUACCUGUACCUUACACAAAACAACAAAUACAAGAAGAUAAACUUGGUCUUUGUCUAUGUUGUAAUGCAGUGGUGGACUUUGCUAAACCCUUUGUGAAUGAAGUUGUUAAAAAUAUGGAAAAGUCAUCAGAAUACAAUGACAUGGAGCUGAAAGAAGAAUUAUUAAAAUUCUGUAUGAAAAGCCUGAAAUACCCAUUAUUGACAGCUCAGCUUGAACAACUUGAAGGCAUUGAAGAACAUCCUUUUCGGCAUUUUGCAACUGAAAUUAUAAACAUUUUGUGGAAUAUAAGAGAAUUGAUACCAUUAGUGUUUUUACAUCAUAAAGGCAAAAGUCCACCCUGGGAGAAUCAGGAGUUUGCAGACAUAGAGCGAAAGAAUUCUGCAGAUUCUGUGGCAUGUCUGUCAUAUCUGAUGUUUGUUCAGCAUUUUGGUAUCGAAUGCUUUCCAGUGGUUUUUAGCCCAUCAUACCUUCUGCUAUGUAAUAUGACACACAUUGAAGUGCUACUGAAAAGAACAGAAGAAUCUAUGUUAUCUAAAGGACUUGAUCUGUUUGAGAGCAGUUUAUUGAGAAUGGAAGAUAACAGCCUUCUGCAUGACUAUUUAGAAUUCAGAGAUUUUAUUAAUGUACCUCAGGAUUUGGUGAAAAUUAUGACCCUUUGUCCCAUGGAGCAUCUGAGAAAGAAGAGUUUAAGUAUUUUGCAGUUGUUCAUAGACAAGUUUGACAGUGAGGGAAAAUAUACAUUAUUCAGGUGUUUACUGAAGACAAGCAACCAUGCUGGUGUGGAAGGAUACAUUAUUAAAAAUAUAAAAGAUCAGAUUCACUUAUCGUUAACGAAGGAAUAUGAUAACGUGUGGUUUACAGGACAUCACCUGAUCUCCCUUCUAGAUUUAGUACUUUCACUUCCAGAAGGUGCUGAGACAGAUCUUCUGCAAAACUCAGACAGGAUUAUGGCAUCGCUAAAUCUGCUGAGAUACUUAGUCAUUAAGGAUUGUGAAAGUGAUAAUCAAACUGGUGUAUGGACCACACUCACCAGGAUCGAGCAGAAUUUUUUAAAACCACUGCGUGUAGGACUCAAUAUGUCAAAGGCACAUUAUGAAGCAGAAAUAAAAAAUAAGAAAGAAAACAGAAAAGAGGCCCACAGUUCUAACACAGUUUGUUCUGUAACUGUUAGUGGGGAAAAGAUGCCUGCCAUGACUACUGGAAUGCAGCUUCAGGUUUUACACUCGGCGCUCUUCACAUUUGAUUUAAUAGAAAGUGUUCUAGCUCGAGUAGAAGAACUCAUUGAAGUGAAAAUAAAAGCUGUAAUGGAUGAAAAUAGUUAGGUCAGCUGAAGUAUAUGAAUGAACAUACUCCAUACAAGUUCAUUUAGGCUGGGAGACUUUAGCUGCAAAGGAGGCUACCAGCCUUUAAAGAGGAGCAAUUUAGAGUGGCCUCCAGAAGAAUUGCAAAUGCUGCUCUUCAUAAGUCUUGUUGCAUGUGAUUCACAAAUAUGGUCUGUUUACUCCUCUUCAGAAUUUGAUGCUUUCUCUUAAGUUUAGAAACUAAACAAGGUGGGGGUAUGCUCUUCUGUUGUGGCAGGGAGGUAUGGUUGGGCAUUUUUUUUUCUUUACAUUUUCAGAAUUUGUUAGCUAGAGUUACUGACUGGUAUUGUGAAUUACAAACAUUUUUAUAAAGUGACUGAAGAACCAUUAAUUAAAAAGCACUGUUAAAGCAUAA